Pseudomyrmex gracilis is the source of this 10727-nucleotide messenger RNA. RefSeq names its product vacuolar protein sorting-associated protein 13C (gene Vps13). NCBI's taxonomy places the organism in Eukaryota, Metazoa, Arthropoda, Insecta, Hymenoptera, Formicidae. The transcript is spliced from 44 exons. Bases 604 to 10485 code for a protein of 3293 amino acids. The record is from RefSeq and is a predicted model, not a curated record. Gene Ontology annotation, cellular component: extrinsic component of membrane. Gene Ontology annotation, biological process: protein targeting to vacuole; protein retention in Golgi apparatus.
ACACACGUGUGUGCGCGGCGACAUGUCGUUUCAGAUUAGUACGGCGAGAGCGAAGAAUAUCACAACGCGCGAUAGCGUAACGUUGUAAUAAUAGUGUGCGAGUCAGAAAGUUUCGCUUGGCUUCGCAUGAUCUCUUCUUGUCAUCGGAGACGCGUGAGUGCACGAGUACCGAGCCGACGUUGGCAACGACUGUGUGUGAUUCACGCUGUUCUCAGGAGGUGACAGAGAGUGGUUCAGUUCACAGACAAACCCAAGUAUUGUUUUUGGGAUACAGAGAGAGAGAGAGACAAAAAAAGAGAGAGAUCGGUGAACGAGAAACAGCGGAAGAGACGGCGAAGAACAAGACGUCGAGAACGCGCGCGUUUCGAGAAAAUAAACGCGCCCAGAAUCGAUGAUAAUUCGCGAGGAUGACGUAACCUGACGAAAAAAGAUAACAAACGGCCGUGUUCGAGCAGCUAUUUUCAGGUUAUGUCCAUUUCUCUGUUGUCGGGUUAGGGUCUAGCAGAAGGAAAUCUCUUAAAAAAGUGAACGAGAAGGGGGAAUGCGUUGCAGCGGAAGAAGCUGUAGAAUUUGAUUUGAAGAGAGAAAAGAAAAAGCAGCAAAAUGGUCUUCGAGUCGGUAGUUGCCGAGCUUCUCAACAAGGUGCUCGGUGACUAUAUCGAGAACUUGGACUAUACGCAGCUCAAACUCAGCCUCUGGGGAGGUGAUGUUGUUUUAACUGACUUGUUAAUUAAAGAAUCCGCAUUGGAUGUGUUGGAUCUUCCAAUAAGAUUAGAAUAUGGACGUUUAGGAAAAUUGAUACUGAAGAUUCCGUUCAAAGAUAUGUGGAAUGGCCAGAUAGAUGCUAUAGUUGAAGAAUUGUUUAUCUUGGUGGUGCCUACGAGUCAAAUUUCGUACAACGAAGAGAAAGAGUCAAAAGCGCAGUUAGAAGCUAAACGGGCAGAACUCGAGAGAGUCGAAAAAAGAAAGCAAUUAGCCGCGCUAAAACCACAAGAGAAACUGAACGAUUCGAUGGUGGAGAAGUUAGUUGCUCGCAUGAUCAAGAAUAUUCAUGUGGAGAUCAAGAGAAUUCAUGUGCGUUACGAGGAUCACGUCACGUUCAAAGAACAUCCCUUCUCGGUCGGCUUUACUUUGAACACUUUCAUCCUGGAAAGCUGCACAGACUCGUGGGAAACCACCGGCAAUCUGAAGGACAUGUACGCCAUCCCUCAGAUCUUCAAGCUGUGCGGUCUGGACGGUCUGGCUGUGUAUCUCAACACGAGCGUCGAACAGUACAGCAAAAGCCCACAAUCCUCGUACACCAAUCUUUUCUGCAGCGGCAUUGCGACUGUGGAUUACGUCCCGAGAGGCUAUCGGUAUCUGUUAGGACCGAUCAACGUUAAUGCCAAACUCAGAUUGAAUCCUAAACCCGAGUCUGACGGCAGCAAUUAUACCAUUCCCAAGGUGUGGUUAGACCUGGAGAUGCAGAAACUGCGAAUCGGUCUAACAAAACAGCAAUACCGGACUCUGGUAUGUUUAGGUGAGGGUCUGGAUCAGGCGCAGAAAGCCGCGCCUUAUCGAAAGUACCGACCGAAUCUGACGUCGUAUCGCGGCCACUACAAAGAAUGGUGGCGUUUCGCGUACACGUGUAUUCUGGAGGAAACUGUGAGACGGUGCCGUCGAAACUGGGAUUGGAAUCACAUGAAGCAGCAUCGCGACACUUGCCGCGUUUACGCGCAAGCAUAUCAGACGAAACUGACAACAAAGAAACUGGCGAAGGAAAUUGAGGAACGACUGACCGAAUGUGAAACAAAUCUCGACAUUUUCAAUCUGGUGAUCAUACGCCAGCAAAUAGAAUUCGAGGUAGAGCGACUGGCGGAGCGGGAGAAGAGUCUGAAGGCGAAGCGGGGCUGGUUCGGUUUUCUGUGGAACAGUUCCCAGGCUGAGGAAACCAAAGAACUCAAUUCAGCUGCGGCCAUUAUGCGCAGGUUCGAAGAGGCAAUGACGCCGCAGGAAAAAGAGAAGCUUUACCGGGCGAUCGAUUAUCAGGAAAAUAGCGCACCUGCGCAUUAUCCGGAGACAUUCGAGAUGAUCGACACGCGUUUCUUCCUGCACGGUCUGCAGAUCUCGCUGCUGGACACGGACAAGGAACAUCCGUGUAUUCUGGAUCUGCAGCUGCACGGAGUGCGCGCGGGCUUCAAAUCGCGGCCGUCCGCGAACGCGAUCCUCGUCACCGCAUCCAUUAGCGACAUGAAGCUUAUGGGUGUGACGCAGGACGGCCGCGUGCCGUCGCUCUUCAAUCCGGGACACGGCACACUCGAUAACAGCGCACUGCUGUCAGUAUCCUACGAGAAAAAUCCACUCGACAAGCUGUGCGGCGACCGCGUUGUCGUCAAGUCACGGUCCGUCGACAUAGUUUACGACGCGCAAACCAUCAUUGAACUCGUCAAUAUGUUCAAGAUACAAGAUUCCUCGACAUUGAAUCAGCUGCAGACAGCCGCAGCGGAGCAAUUGGAAGUGGGUUUGAAAGAUAUGUCGGCGCUCGGGCUGGAAUACGCGAUACAGAAACAUUCGGUGCUGGAUAUACAAGUUGAUAUGCAAGCGUCGCAACUUAUCAUACCGUAUGGCGGUCUCUACGACGAUUCGAAGGCGUUGAUCGUCGUGAAUCUGGGCAGUCUCAAGAUGCAUUCGUUGGAAAAGGUUGAGAGCGACUUGACUGGCGCCAGCGUCAAGCAGCUCGUUAGUAUGGGCAAAAGCGAGGAGGAGGUUUUGCUUCAUCUGCGAGAACACACUUACGACAAGUUCGUUUUGAAGAUAGUUAAUAUCCAGGUGCUAGUCUCGCUGCCGAAUGAAGAGUGGCGAUCAGCCGUGGCAAGUACCGAGAGUUCUCUGACGCUGCUUCAUCCGACCACUUUGGAAAUUCAGUUUCACAAAUGUCUCGUAACAGACGAUCCCUUGUUGCCAAAAAUUCGACUUCUCGGUAAUCUGCCUUCAGUGAACGUGAACAUAACGGACGUUCGACUGCUACAGGCAUUGUCGGUCGUUCAGAGCAUUCCUCUGCCCGAAGAGCAAAAGGCAUCGGAGGCGCCGAGAGCCUCUCUUUCUGUCUCGCAGCUGUCGCUGAAGGAACUCGGUACCGCGAUAUCCAGCAUUGCUGAAAAAAAGAAACAACAGCAAUCAGACAGCGCGGACACACCGUUAAAGCAAACUACCGAUCUGGAGAUAAAGUUCGAGAUGAAGGAAUUUACACUGUCGGUGUCGCGAAUCGACAACGCGGAAGCGUCGGAAUUCAUCAGAUUCCAAGUGCUCCAACUGGAGGCGGAGAUGCUUCAGCGCACGUUCGACCAAGAAGUGCAACUUCGACUGGGCGGUGUGCAGUUGCGACAACGCUACAAGGAUCAGGAGAUCUUUAUGGUCAACACACCGAUGUCGGUCGGCAAAGACGAAUAUCUGAUUGUUGUGCGAUACAUGAACGUGAAUAAGAACUCGCCAGAGUUUGUCACGCGCCACGGUUCUGUUGUGAAGCUGCUUCUACUGGAGUUCACCUCGCUGGACACUCUGUUGCAUCAGGAAUCGCUUAUCGAACUGUUGCGAUUCAGCACGUACAUGCAGAAUCAAAUCAAUUUACUCGAGAACUCUCAGAAGCCGGUCGAACGCGCGCGACCGACCCAAUUGACGUCCAUUCAGGAAGAGACCUCCGGCUUUUUGAAGGAACAACUGCAAAAGAGAUCGAGAUCUGCCGGGCGACGUAAAAGACAAACGGUCGAGUUCGUCGAUCUGAAAGUGAGCGCCAAGAUCGGCUCGAUCAACUUAAAGAUCUCCAGUGUUGUCAGAGAUAUCACCGCGUUUUACAUCGAAGGAAUCAGCGCCAGUUUUCUCAGCAAGUCCUCUUAUUCUCAAGUGAACGUCGACCUGUCUUCCAUCAGCAUUAAAGAUCUGAAUCCCGUUUCCGCGUACAAAGACAUCGUGGCGGUGGAGGGUACCGAGUCCCUGCAGGUUCAGGCGGUGAUGUACAACAUCGAGCAGUGGGAGGUAGACAAGAACAACAUGUCCGUGAAAGUGACAAUGGGCUGUCAUCGAAUCGUCUUUCUGAACGCGUUUGUCACCAGCGUGAUGAAUUUCCUGAAUAACUUCCAAGCUGCGCAAGAGGCUAUUAAAGACGCCUCGGCGGCGGCGGCGGAGGCCGCGAGGACAAACAUCAAGGACGUUCAACAGAGCGCAUCUCGCAUUGAACUGUGCAUCAAGAUCAAAGCGCCGGUCGUGUAUAUGCCGAUGAAUUCCAAGAGCGAGCACAGUUUGAUGUUGGAUAUGGGCAAUCUCAUGGUAUGCAAUGUCUUUAAGAAGUUAGAUGUGAGAAACGAGGACAUCAGCGAGUGCCCGGUGGUGGACGAGAUGAAGAUAGAGUUGCAAAAUCUCAAGUUGUCGCGCGUUCGACUGAACAUAGAAAAAUUCACUAGCGAGAAUGAAGUAUUGCUGCUGGCACCGGUGACGUUCACGCUGCUGAUAAAACGCAACUUGUCCACUGCAUGGUUCACCAGUAUUCCGGACAUCGAAAUGUCCGGCAGAUUGAACAAGAUCAGUUUAAUGUUAAGCAAGGAAGAUUACGCCAAGAUUUUAAAAGUGCUCGAGCAGAAUUUGGGCGAGACCUUCGACGAUCCAAAAACUGUGAAACCUGCACCGUCCGCCGUGAAACCCGGCAUUGAACUCGAGCUUCAGCCAGCGUACAAGUACGAAGCGGACGCGUCGCAAGAACCGCCGUCGACGGACACUCAAGAGCCGUUGCACGCACGCACAUCGAUCACGUUCGAGUUCAUUAUGGACAGUCUGGUGAUCAAUCUAUUCACCGGCGGUUCCAAGUUGCUUCAGUCGCAAACGUCGCCCAUGCACCUGUCCGAGAACGGUCUGGCGCGCUUCAGUAUUACGCACUUCGCCGUGAAAGGUCGCAUUUUCGCGGACGGUUUGCUGGUUACGUCGAUUCUGCUGAUGAAUUGCACGUUGGACGACACGAGGCCGAGCCGCGAGGGUUCGCUGGUACGUAUCAUGGAAAGGACCGUAAGCAGCGGCUUGUCGACACCGGUGUCGAGGAGCGCCAGCGAGGAUCACGUGAACAACGCCAAGUACAAUUCCCGCAGCAUGCUGGACGUGACUGUACGUCAGAGUUCGAACGACAUAUUCGCCGACGUGCGCGUGUUCUCCUUCAGCAUCAUCGUGUCGCUCGAUUAUCUUAUGAAGAUCAAGGACUUCUUCGAUGUGGACACGACGACGAAAGACAAGACCGCGGCCGUGACCCCCGCGCAAAAAUAUUCGAAGAGCGAGUCGGUGACGCCGAAGAAAAAACAACAACCGACACAGCAGGAGCCGACUACUUCGACGCCCAAGAUGCUGACUGUGAAUCUGCACGUGGAAAAGCCGGAUAUCAUUCUGCUCGAAAACAUGGACGAUGUCGACUCGAAUUGCAUAGUGCUGAACACGGAAUUGUUGCUGAAAAUGCGUAUUAUGGGAGAGCAUCAGGUGAUCACGGGCUCCGUCAAGGAUCUGUCUUUAUUGACAGGAAUAUAUAAUCCUUUGAAAAGGGCUGAUUGGAGUUAUCAGGUUUUGAAGCCGUGCAGCAUUAGCGUGGCAGGCUCGACACCGGAAGGUAAAGGACUGCACUUGGAGGUCUGUUGCACGGACAUUCACAUCUCCGUCUCGCCAGGUGUGAUUGAAAUAUUGAACAAGGUCAUUCAGACGGUAACGAAGAAGGAGGAAGAGAGCAAAGAGAUUGUUAAGCUCGAGCCCAAUUACGAGGGAUUGUGGAUCAUCACGCCUUUCGAAGAGCACGAUUACUGGUUCUUGAAAACAGAAGUUGCGAUGGAAGCACUCGAGGAGUUCGUGUAUCCGGAAGACGAGAUCGCGACGGUUUACAAAGCGGAGUUGGCGAUUGUUUCAGCGCCAACAAUCUUGUUUACUCUGGAAGCGGGUAUCGGCAACAAAACUCUGCCCAUGUUGCUGCUUAACUUGGGCUUUCAGAGCAGCGUCAACGAUUGGAGCACAAAAUCUAUGAGCGUGGACUGUUCAAUGUCGGUGAUUAUGGCGUACUACAACAGUCGCCUCGCGCUGUGGGAACCGCUGAUCGAGCCUAUAGAAUCCUACGAAAACAACAAACGUGUCUCCACUCCGUGGGAGCUGAGAACAAAGGUACAAUUCAACGACGUUCUGCUCGACUCCAGAGGUGCCAGCGCGGUCAGUCCGACUUCGGACAGUGAUGUUGAAGAGCUGCAUCAGGCUACCAAGAUGUCCAUCGACGUCACAUCUUCCGAUAAUUUGGAAAUAACCGUGACGAAAACGUGUCUGGAUGUGUUGAAACAACUCGGUGAGGCGUUUUCUUCAGCUAUGGAUAUCAGCAAAAAGGGACCUGCGAGAAAGAUGGCACCGUACGUUCUGAGGAACGAGACCGGUUUACCGAUGAUACUCGAUCUGGAGCACAGUGUCUUCAAGAUUUUCGACGACGAAUCGAGGAUGAAGGACGACAGCAGUUCGUACAUGGAGGUGAUUCUUGAAACCGGUGCGUCGAUCGAGCUCGCGCCGAAGACGUCGAAAUUCGACACGCACGUUCUCGAACAGCUGAAGGCGGAAACCGUGAAGGACAGGGAAGACAGUAAAUUCACCGUGUCUUUCAAAGGUAUUCAAGGCAAACUGGCGAUACCUAUGUUGAGAGCGGACAAAAGAUUCUUCUUUUUGAAGUAUCGCAAGGAUGGUUCUGAGGAAUGGGGUAUCGUGUCGGAUGUCAUUGUAGAAGAGGGUAGCACGAUCGUCACUCUCAGAAGCAUACUUCAGGUUUAUAAUCACUUCUCGCAACCGAUAUCCGUGUACUACAUGACGAAACGCGGAAAUGAAGUGGAGUGCGUAGGCACCGUGGCACCAGACGACAAGCUCAACUUGCCGUUGGACGCUGUAUACACUUCAUCUAACAUCUACUGGUUGUUCUUCAACGUCGACGGAUACAUGGUAUCAGUGGAGCCGUUCAUCUGGAAGGACCUGCAGAAAACGGUUUCCAUGACGAAAUUACUGAAAUGCGAACCUCGAGCCAAACAAGACGACAGAGAACCGUUUUACAUUCAGGCCGUGGGAGAGAUAGAGCAAGUGUAUUUCGAGAAUACAAUGCGACACACCAUGGCCAGCACUAUCUACAAUGUGCAUCUGUACCCGUCGGUGUACCUGAAGAACUUCCUUCCCAUCGAUAUUAUCAUUUGCUUGCCUGGCACUGCGCAAGAAACCCUACUUGAGGCUAGCGCUUCUCUUCAGCUCUCUACGAUUGAUCCAAACAAAUCGAGUAUAAUCAUCAAACUUCCUAAUUACUUGGAAAAAGACUGGUCGUGUAAAGGCGAGAUCGUGGCGAAUCCGCCCGAAUUCGCGGUCUGGUCGUUCGAGUCCUUCGACAGCGCGCAAAAGGUGAACCUGGACCUCGGAAUGCACACAUCCUACAAACACGGUUCGAUCAUUAUGGCGCUGUAUUGCCCGUUCUGGAUGCUGAAUAAAACCGGCUUGAUGUUGUCUUACAGGAAAUCAAGUAAGGGUGGCAAAGAGCACUCGAGUCCUAUCAAGAAAUUCGUUUCCGCGAUGAAACCCCAUCGGCGACGCGCACAGUACAAGAAGAGGAAAACGCGCGCGACAUCCGAUGAUUAUUUGAACAUUCUUUAUCACCCGGAACACUUCAAGGGACCUAUUCUAUUCUCGUUUCGGUCCAAGAACUUCUUCGGCAAGAAGAAGGCCAUGAUCAGGGUGGAGGACGGCGAAUGGUCGGACAAGUUUCCCAUCGACGUUGCGGGUAGCGUUGGCGUUGUGACGUGCAAAUACAACGGAAUGACGUAUCAGAUUGGUGUGCACAAUCAGCUGACGUACAACUCGUUGACCAAGCAGAUCACAUUCACACCUUACUACAUACUCAUCAACAAUGCGGAUUACCUCAUAGAAUGCCAAGAGGGUGAUCGACCAGCGGAUCCGAUGAUUAAAGUGCUUCCCGGCGAAUGCACGGCGCUGUGGCCUCGAACGCAAUACGAGCACAAGACUUUGAAGGCCAAAGUUGCGGGUCAACCCGAGAAAACUGCCGCUUUUAUUUACACAGAUAGCCACACGACUCUGCUAAAAUUAGACAAUAAGUAUGGCGGAAUCAAUGUAGACGUGCAAAUAAACGAAGGUGGCAUUUACAUUUCCAUGUCGGCCUACAGUCCGGGCAACGCGCCGGCUUUGAUCAUCAACCAUACACCGCGUACCGUCAACUUCUGGGAAAAGGGUUCGAUCAAUAUCAGAUCCGUGCAGUCGUACAACAGGAUGUUCUACACCUGGGAGAAUCCGGCGGGUCCGCGAAAGUUGGUCUGGGAGGACAGCAAUAGCAAAGAGAUCGAAGAUAAUCUUCGCAAGGAUAAUCUUGGUGCGUUUCAACUGCAAGACAUAGAUGAGGAUCUGUUCUACGUGUCCUUUCUGGAUGGCACUCAGCGAGUGCUGUUGUUCACCACGAAUUUGAAGAUAGCGGAGGAUUGCCAGCUAGCCGGCAAUUUGGAGGUCAUUGAGCAGGAAAUCACGUUGAACAUUCACGGCAUCGGUUUCUCCCUCGUCAACAACAUUACCAAGUCCGAGCUGUUGUACAUGUGCAUCGCUAGCUCUGGAAUUAUAUGGGAGACACGAAAGUCCCUUGGCGGCCGUUGGCGAGCGUUAAGCACCAAAGAAGUUAAUGCGAUCGAGGAAGGAUAUCAACGAUAUCUUAAAGAAUUGCAAAUUGGAAAAGAAGCGGACUAUCGUGUGAUGCUGGAGCCGAAGUUGAUGGUGGAUUAUUUAAACAUGGAGAUGCUCAAGCCGCAUCGCAGGUACAUGAGACGUACUUUCCAGACCGGGCUCUGGUUGCAGUAUCGCACCUCAGCGCAUCAAGUGCAGCUACACGCGAAAAUCAACAGACUUCAGAUCGACAAUCAGCUGUCCGAGUGCGUUUUCCCGGUCAUUCUCGCACCGGUGCCACUGCCGAAGAGUGUCACGCAGAGUACAGUAAUGAAACCCUUCGCGGAACUCAGCAUGGUCAAGCGUCUAUUGGAGCACAGCACCGUGCAACAAUUCCGUUACUUCAAAGUUCUCGUACAAGAAUUCCACAUCAAAGUCGACAUUGUCUUCAUAAACGCGAUAAUGGGUCUUUUCGAGGCGAAUGAAGUCAACGACGCGGAAGAAAGCGCACUUUUCCGUACCGACAUGAUGCUAGUCAACAAACCAUUGAUGUAUCACGUCAACUUGAUUACCACAGCCGAGCAGAAAAACUUUUUCGACCUACUGCACUUUUCACCACUCAAGAUACACAUUAGUUUCUCGAUGACGGGCAGCGGAGAGGGACCUUCUGCGCUGCCGCAAGUACUUAAUGUCCUGCUGCAAGGAAUCGGCGUGACGUUGACGGAUAUUAACGAUAUUGUGUUCAAAUUGGCGUAUUUCGAAAGAAGCUACGUGUUCAUGACACACAAGCAACUCAUUUCUGAAGCGACCACUCAUUACGCGGGUCAGGCAAUUAAACAGGCGUACGUGCUUGUUCUGGGACUCGAUGUAAUUGGUAAUCCGUAUGGACUCGUGAUCGGAACGAUGAAGGGUAUAGAGGACCUGUUUUAUGAACCUUUCCAAGGAGCUAUACAAGGCCCGGGAGAGUUUGCGGAAGGCCUGUUUCUCGGAGUGCGCAGCAUGUUGGGCCAUACCGUGGGCGGCAUGGCGGGCGCUGUGUCGAAAAUUACAGGAGCGAUGGGCAAAGGAAUAGCUGCUUUGACUUUUGAUAAGGAUUACCAGAAGAAGAGGCAAGAACAAUUGAACAAGCAGCCCGCAAACUUGCAAGAAGGUCUUGCUCGAAGCGGAAAGGGCUUAGUAAUGGGUGUAGUCGAUGGUGUAACAGGCGUAGUAAUGAAGCCUAUAACCGGGGCGAAGGAGGAAGGAGUAGAAGGAUUCUUCAAAGGAUUCGGAAAGGGCGUCGUUGGACUCGUCACUAGACCCACUGCCGGCGUGAUUGACUUCGCAAGCGGUUCCUUUGGGGCCGUCAGACGAGCUACUGAGUUAAACGAAGAGGCAAAGAGAGUGCGAUCACCUAGAUUUCUACAAGCGGACAAUCCUGUUAGACCAUAUAUUAAGAACGAAGCCGAAGGGAACAAAAUAUUGACGGAAUUGGAAAAAGGAAAAUAUGCACACACGGAUGUUUAUGUCUAUCAUGUGUUCAUUAACAAAGACGUGUUGUUGCUGACAGACAAAAGAUUGUCGUAUCUCGAACAUAAUGAUUUGUUUGGCGGAUGGCGGGUUGACUGGACUUACACCUGGAACGAAUUCAGCGGAUCACCAAAGAUCGUGGAUAGGGGUGUACAAAUCUUUAUGAAAGACACCAGUAGGAAGAAGAAGCUCGGUGGUCUGUUCGGUAGUGCCGAUCAAUCGAAAAUAAUUUUGAUAAUAGAUCACAAUAUCAAAGAGCUGUUGUGCAGCAAACUACAGGAGCAAAUCAAUCAAUAUGAAGUAUAACGCGGCGCCGUACAAAAACACGCUUGAACAUCUUAUCGACGAAUCAAAAGAGAAAAGAAAACGAACAAAAAGCUUCUUCCAAGACAAACUUUCUUCGCGAACGAAGUCGCACAAUACAUUUCUAUAUAUACGCGCGUUUCUUAUAACACAGUAUUUAUUAAGACUGACACUGCGCUAUAACUUAGUCUUGAAAAAAAAAAAAAAAAAAAAAAAAAAAAAAAAAAAAAAAAAAAAAAAAAAAA